Molecule: messenger RNA, 1155 nt
Organism: Arabis nemorensis
Lineage: Eukaryota; Viridiplantae; Streptophyta; Magnoliopsida; Brassicales; Brassicaceae
Source: the annotation of a GenBank genome assembly
AUGGUUCUCGAGGCGACUAUGAUUUGCAUAGAUAACUCCGAGUGGAUGCGAAACGGAGAUUACUCUCCGUCUAGGUUACAGGCGCAAACGGAAGCUGUUAAUCUUCUAUGUGGUGCGAAAACCCAGUCGAAUCCGGAGAACACGGUGGGGAUUUUGACAAUGGCAGGGAAAGGAGUUCGAGUUUUGACUACGCCUACCUCUGAUCUUGGCAAAAUUUUGGCCUGUAUGCACGGCCUUGAUGUGGGAGGAGAGAUUAACUUAACAGCAGCAAUCCAGAUUGCUCAGCUAGCUCUUAAGCAUCGGCAAAACAAGAAUCAACGCCAAAGGAUUAUUGUUUUUGCUGGAAGUCCAAUCAAGUACGAAAAGAAGGCCCUAGAGAUAGUUGGGAAAAGGCUGAAAAAGAAUAGUGUCUCUCUUGACAUUGUCAAUUUUGGGGAAGAUGAUGAUGAGGAAAAGCCUCAGAAACUGGAGGCCCUCCUUACAGCUGUGAAUAACAAUGACGGUAGCCACAUUGUUCAUGUUCCUUCCGGAGCCAAUGCUCUCUCGGAUGUACUGCUCAGCACACCGGUAUUCACUGGUGAUGAGGGUGCAAGUGGGUAUGUUUCUGCUGCGGCCGCUGCAGCGGCAGCAGGUGGGGACUUUGACUUUGGUGUGGAUCCAAAUAUCGAUCCGGAGCUUGCUCUUGCCCUUCGGGUCUCCAUGGAGGAGGAGAGAGCAAGGCAAGAGGCUGCUGCUAAGAAGGCAGCCGAUGAGGCAGGUCAGAAAGGCAAAGAUGGGGACACAGCAUCUGGCUCACAGGAGACAGUUGCUAGAACAACUGAGAAGAACGCUGAACCAAUGGAUGAGGACAAUGCAUUGCUAAAUCAGGCAAUUGCUAUGUCUGUAGGAGAUGUUAACAUGUCGGAAGCGGCUGAUGAGGACCAGGAUCUGGCUUUAGCUUUGCAAAUGUCAAUGAAUGCGGAAGAGUCCAGUGAAGCUACAGGUGCUGGAAACCUCUUAGGAGAUCAAGCUUUCAUAACGUCUGUUCUCUCAUCGCUUCCAGGGGUGGAUCCAAAUGAUCCAGCGGUUAGAGAGCUGCUAGCGUCUAUGCCAGACGAAUCAAAGCGUAACGAAGAGGAAGAGAGUAGUAGCAAAGGUGGAGAUGAGAAGAAGUGA